Rhagoletis zephyria (snowberry fruit fly) is the source of this 360-nucleotide messenger RNA. RefSeq lists its product as uncharacterized. NCBI's taxonomy places the organism in Eukaryota, Metazoa, Arthropoda, Insecta, Diptera, Tephritidae. The record is from RefSeq and is a predicted model, not a curated record.
AUGCUCUCGCACUCUGACGAAUAUGGGUUACUGCGAAAGUUAGAAACACUUGGCGAAACUGUCUUGGACAGAACCGACAGACUAAAAUGUAUACGCAAGCCAAUAUUGGAGAACAUUAGUAAAGCGUUCGAGAACUCCGCCAAACGCUACAACUUGCGAAGCAAUGCGAAAAAUUUCCAAACAGGAGAUACCGUUAACCGACGGAACUUCGUGCUGAGUGACGCUAGCAGAAAGUUUGCUCCAAAGUUCCUUAAGGCCAAAGUAAUUACGGUUAAAGGCAAUUCCAUGUAUGAAUUGGAGGAUAAAAUUACAAGAAAGCGCGGAAUAUACCACAGAAAAGAUAUUCAGGAAGCCAAAGGG